Molecule: messenger RNA, 1233 nt
Organism: Bipolaris victoriae FI3
Lineage: Eukaryota; Fungi; Ascomycota; Dothideomycetes; Pleosporales; Pleosporaceae
Exons: 1
Coding region: 1-1233 (410 amino acids)
Biological process (GO): base-excision repair; UV-damage excision repair; nucleotide-excision repair, DNA damage recognition
Cellular component (GO): nucleotide-excision repair factor 1 complex
Molecular function (GO): damaged DNA binding
Source: RefSeq, a predicted model, not a curated record
AUGUCCGGACGCCAGGCAACGCCACCGCGAGCAACUCGCUCAGCGGGUAAACUUCCACCGAACCCUCCUACUCCAGAGCAGAUCAGACGUAUGGAAGAGGCUAGGUUGAAGGCAAAGGCUGCUGCACAACAAGCACAAUCAUCAUCCGCGCCCAAAACAGGCGAGAAACGCGCAUACUCGUCCAUUACAGCCUCACAGACUCCAUCCACAGUUCGAAAUGCCGCCGCCGCAUCACCGCAGAAGCCUGAUCAGAAUGGCUUCAUACAGCCUCCGUCGAACGACUACAUUCAGCCCGCGAAGAAAUACGCCAGGUCAGACUUUAUCGAGUAUGACUUUAGUAAGAUGACGGAUACAAAGGGUGGUUUCUUGAGCACGGCGGACGACCCACAUAACAAGGCUAUGUGGAAGGGGCAGCCAAAGGAAGAGCAAAAGCCCGAAGGCAUGACAAUAACAGAGUGGGAAAGGGAGCGUAUAAGGCGGAAGUUACGCGCGAACAGGGCGGGACCCUACGAACCUGGCAUCUCCAUUCUGAACACCGUCAAUGGCAAAGAAGAAGAAGACGAAGAAGCCGCCUUACUCGAAGCCGCCGAAAACGCCGAAAUCGAAAGCGGCACCUUCAAAGGCAAAUACGGCGACGGCAAACGCGACAUCAAAGGCAAAUGCCGCGAAUGCUCCAGCCUAGAAAUUGACUGGAAAUGGCAAGACACCUUCUCCAUCUCCGUCUGCAACGCCUGCAAAGAAAAACUUCCCGAAAAAUACUCGCUCCUCACCAAAACCGAAGCCCGCGAUGACUACCUCCUCACCGACCCAGAACUCAAAGACGAAGACCUCCUCCCCCACCUCGAGCGGCCCAACCCUCACAAACAAUUCUUCCACCCCAUGCAACUCUUUCUCCGCCUCCAAGUCGAAGCCUACGCUUUUAGCCCCGCGAAAUGGGGUUCGCCUGAGGCCCUCGACGCUGAAUACGCAAAACGCCAAGUCGUCAGUAAAGAACGCAAGCAAAAGAAGUUUCAGAACAAGCUAGAGGAUUUAAAGAAGAGGACGAGAGUUGAGGCCUAUAAGCGCGCAAGGCUGGCGGGAGAUAGCGAUGGAGUGCAGUUUGGACAGAAGAUUAAGGGCAGGUAUGAUCGUCAUGAGCAUGAGUGGGGGAGGAGCGUACUAGAUCCUGAGACGGGCAUGACGAAGAAGAGGUGUGAGGAGUGUGGGAUGGAGGUUGAGGAAUUGGAGUUUUAG